GCCGGUAUCCGUUAGAUAGCGCUUGAGUAAAUAUUUAUGUUGGCGGAAAAAAAAUUAAGGAACUUUGGAAAGUUUGAAGUUCAAAUAACUCUUUGAAGUGUUGUGACUUUGUUAGACCGAUAACUUGCGAAAUUGUGAUCAAGCUUAUCGCGAAGGCAAUGGCAUCUACAAACGAGUUUGGUCCAGAUUCUGGUGGUAGAAUAAAGGGAGUUACAAUAAUCAAACCUAUAGUUUACGGAAAUGUGGCACGAUACUUUGGCAAAAAAAGAGAAGAAGAUGGACACACGCAUCAGUGGACUGUGUACGUCAAGCCAUAUAAUAACGAGGAUAUGUCCACCUAUGUGAAGAAAGUGCAUUUCAAACUGCAUGAGAGUUAUAACAAUCCUAAUCGUAUUGUAACAAAGCCACCAUAUGAAUUGACAGAAACUGGUUGGGGAGAAUUUGAGAUAGUCAUUAAGAUUUAUUUUCAUGAUCCGAACGAACGUCCCGUAACAGUAUAUCAUAUAUUGAAAUUGUUUCAAUCAACGCCCGAGAUACAACUAGGAAAGAAGAGUCUAGUAUCCGAAUUUUAUGAGGAGAUAGUUUUUCAAGAUCCAACAGCCUUGAUGCAACAUCUACUGAAUUCUAAUAGGCCAAUGACGCUUGGAGCUUGGCGACAUAAUACAGACUUUGAAGCAUUGAAGGAAUCUACGAUGAAAGAUAUUAUGGAGGCACGCAACAAGAUUAGACUCGAAGUGAUAGAUUUGAAAGAGAAAUUGACUCUGGCAAAAGAGACUAUUGCAAAAUUCAAGGAGGAGAUUGCAAAGAUUUCUAAAGCUGGUGGAAGUUUAUCUGUCGCAUAA
Molecule: messenger RNA, 842 nt
Organism: Atta colombica
Lineage: Eukaryota; Metazoa; Arthropoda; Insecta; Hymenoptera; Formicidae
Gene: Gas41
Product: YEATS domain-containing protein 4
Exons: 4
Coding region: 159-842 (227 amino acids)
Biological process (GO): regulation of DNA-templated transcription
Source: RefSeq, a predicted model, not a curated record